Messenger RNA from Naegleria fowleri, 2292 nucleotides. RefSeq lists its product as uncharacterized. Bases 1 to 2292 code for a protein of 763 amino acids. The record is from RefSeq and is a predicted model, not a curated record. NCBI's taxonomy places the organism in Eukaryota, Heterolobosea, Eutetramitea, Acrasida, Naegleriidae. The transcript is spliced from 2 exons. Gene Ontology annotation, molecular function: mechanosensitive monoatomic ion channel activity. Gene Ontology annotation, cellular component: plasma membrane.
AUGGCCUCAAACAACAGAAAUUGGGGAAUGGUUAUUGGAAAUACUCCUCAAAAGGAUGACGAUGAGGAUUUAGAGGUGGAGAUGCCCAUGCAAAUCCGAUACGAUCAAUUCAGAAAUGUUGUAUUGAAUUCAUCGGAUUUGAGUCUUGAAUUGAAAUCCAUGAAACACCAACAUCAUGAAAGUUCUGAAAGCAUUGGUCAGGAUAUUGUAAUUCCAAUUCCAAUACCAAGCAAGCUUUCUCAAGAAGAUUUCUCUUCUCCCAGACAGGACCCUUCUUCAAGUAACCGUUUAAUGAACAAUAGUAAUAUCCACAACACCACAAGUACUCCGUCUUCACAUCAACUACAACCACAAGAUUCCUCUGUAUUUUCCCCCUCCAUAUACAUCCACAACAAACAGAAAACAGUGAUUAACCGAAAUAAUAAGGAAUGGAUUGAGGCUCAAAAACCCGAGAUUUUAGAGCUGGUGAAGGAAGAAUUUGAGCAUGAUGAUUUAACGAAUAUGAGAGAGAGACUCCGGUCAUUGGCUAGAGAUCAUAAAGAGGCUUUGAAAAGGAGGUCCAAAUUAGCUCGUUGGUUUGCCUCCGUUCGAUCAUGGUGGGGAGGAAACAGACUCCACAAAUACGUUUCUCGGUUUAACCCUUUCUCUAGAUCUCUGUCGGUGAUAGAACACAGAUUUGGAAGUGGAAUUGCAACCUUCUAUGAUUUUUUCUAUUCGGUGAUUAGAAUGAAUUUCUUCUUGUCAGUUUCAUCCUUUAUUUUGCUGAUCUUGCCUUGGUUGCUGAGAAAACCAUCAGAAUGGCCAGAUGUUUGGAAUUUGGAUUUAUUCCUUGGCCUUAUUGGGUUCAAAUCGAACAUGAUUGGACAGACUUUUUUCUUCUUUGGAGGAUAUGAAGAUCGAUUGGUGCUGUUUGCAACAGUUAUUUGGCCUUUUGCCUUUGUAUAUAUAUUUGUUGUGAUUUUGAACUUUGUCAUUGCAAUUGUGAUUAUUUGUAGAAGUAUUGGAGAAAAAGUAACAAACGUGCGGCGUAUGGACGAGCGUAACAUUCGAUAUUUGUCUGCUGUUUUUAAUAGUUUUUCAUUUAGUGUUAAUACAAAACAAGGGGUGAAGGAUUUACAGAGAUAUAUUGCUGCUAAACUCCAAGAGUAUAGAAAUGCAGACUUUGCAAAGGAAGCAGUGGUAUCCAGCAUGACCAAGAAAGAAAUUGCCGUUCUUGUCUUACGAAGAUUGAUUGGAAUCUCUGUCAGUGGAAUCAUAGUUUUAGGUACCCCUGUUGGUGUGUCUUUCAUCGUCCAAUAUUAUAAUGAAAUUAACUCCACAUUUCCUUACACCACGUCACUGCUGACCUCAUUCAUUUCCCUAUUCUUUCCAAUCAUUAUUUCAUACAUGGUUAUGUUGGAGGCAUAUGCUGAAAGAUCUACAAGCGAAUGGAAUAUCAUUAUUAGAACUUUUAUUGUUAAAAUGUCAACCACAGUUGCUCUAAUGAUACGACAAUUAUUCAUGUCGAAUGAUGGUGGUAAAUGCGUUCAGACAGAAGCAGGGUUAGUAUUUUGGCAGAUGAUAUGGAUCGAGUUUGGAGUCAACAUCUUCAAGACAGUUGUUUUCAUACCCAUCAUGUACAAGAUUGGACGCCAAUGCACUGCCAAAAAAAGCGCAGACGAGUACGAAGCGAAUAGGCGAGGUAAAUUGGAGUUUUCUGUUCCAGACCAUGUUAUUGAGCUCCUUUACAGACAAAGUUUAAUUUUUGUUGGUAUGAUUAUGUCGCCAAUGAUUCCAAUUGCUGGAUUGAUCUCUAACUUUAUUCUCUAUUUUGCGAAAUACUUGGUGAUGAAGCUUGUAUGCAAAUUCCCAGACAAUCCAUUCGAGAGAGGAAGAAGCAGCCCAUUUAACCUGAACAUGCUGUUUGUGACCUUUGUCCUUUGUUUGGUACCAUUAGGGUUCUUCUUAUUCCAGUCAACCGGUAAUGUUUGUGGACCAUUUAGAGCCUCUAUUCUUGCUGCAGAACAAAUGCCUGUAGAGGCAGCUAUGAACUCGUUAUCGAUGGCAUUUGCUUUUUAUCAGGAUGAAAACGCUGCCAUGACAUGGGAAAAUAUUUUGUUUUAUGCCACUCACAAAAUAACUCUUGGGUCCCUUGUUGUCUUAUUUCUGAUUGUUUCUUAUUUCCUUGCAAAGUUUACCAGCAUGUUCAGACUGAAAUAUUUAGCGGCUGAACAAAGAGCAAACUUGGAACGAAAAGAGAAAUUCCUUAUUGUUCGAGAAUAUGUACAUAGAACGAACGUAAAAUAUUGUUAA